AUGGGCUGGCUGAAGAGAAUUUUUAAAGGUUCUAGCCAUAAAAUUUCACAUGGAAAAUACCAUAUAAGUUCUGGAGGAGAUGAGGUAUCAGAUGGAUCUUUUAGUUUUUUUAUAAAUUCUGUGUUUCUUCAUUUUCUUGCUUUUUUCAGAUUCUUGAAUACCCUUCUUUGAUUUUUGACUGAGAUAACUUGAGGGGAAAUAGUACUCCAUAUCCAAGUCGUAAGGGGGAAUAAUCCCACUCUUGGGACGAUUUAUAGAUAUGAUGAAAGAUUAGUUUGUGGGAAAUGUAUUCCUUGUGUUCUACAAAAAAGAUGGUUGAACUUACUUUGCCGUUCUACGAAUUGUUAGUGUUUAUGUGGGUAACGCCAGUGUCUUUCUGAAUCGCUAGAACUGGUUAUGAACAGUAUGCGAGUAAAAGAUAUUUUCCAUUGCUGAUGUACGAUUAUUUUUCUUAUGAGGUAAUGUGGUCACCUUGAAAAGGAAAAAAACCUCUUUCUUGACAGAUGUGGACCUCUCCAAUUCAGUUCGUAGUAAAUCUACUGGAGAGUCCAUCCUCCCUGUCAUUGUGAUGAUUUCUGUCAUCUCGAGUCCGAGUGAUGGGAUGAGUAGUAAAAUUGGUUGAUUGUCAAGUUAAAUUAUGACAAUCGCCACUUAUAUUGAUGGCACUGCUCAGAAUUGGGUUCGCAUCAGUUCAUAACCAUUUAUCGUACAGGGGGCUACUUGGGCCUUAGACCCGGUCCGACCCCUUUGAAAGGUUAUAUAUUUCAUAGCUGCAAAGCUUUCUGACGUGUUUAAUCAAUUUACUAUAUGAUUUCAAGGGGAUAAUUUAAAAGGAAAGGUGAGCUAAGUUGUCUUCUCUCUCAUUGUGCAAGUUACAUGCAAUAUAGCCGACAAGCUUUCUGUUUUUUUUUUCAUGUAUUUUAUGUUUUUAAAGGGAAAAAAAGAAAAAGGUAAGCUUAUUCUUUUCUUUCUCUCUCUUCCCGCUAUUGAAAAUUUCCUAGCUCUUCUUUGAGUCAAGCCUUACUAUAUGCUAGGAAGAUAUGUGAAAUGUGGUACUGCUUUUUCCAUUAUUUUCGUGUUUUUAUAAUGAAUGACUGGUUGCUUCCAAAGGAUAAUAUCAGAGCAUGACCUUCAUCUAUUAAGCUUUGUGACUUAUAUCAUUUUCUACUUUGUUACAAUGCAAUACCCCUAGUAGUUGGGACUUGGAAUAUGGACCUUGGUACUGUCUAAUUAUGAAUCAUGUUGUGUCCAAUUUGAUAAAAAAAAUACAUUUUAAACCAAUAUAUCUCAAAAUAUGUCAGAAAACAUUUAACCAUUAUCAAAGUAUGAAUUUGCUCAGAAUCUUUUUAGUGGAACUAAUUAAAAGAUCUGGAAAUGACCUCCUGGACAGUCUUGCCUGCCAGUGAAGUGACGUACGUAUGGAUUUUGUGGAAACUAAUGAUUUUGAGAGCAACUUUAUUCAGUUUAUUAUUCAGUUUCUUUUUCCCAAAAUUCUUGUCUCUAAUUGUCUUGCCUACCUAUCAGCCUUGCAGAGCGCCCAACCCAGAUCUCCAGUAAAAAUGUCGUGAAACAUAUGUUCUUCCCCCCUGAAAUCAGGCAUAUAUUCAUCUGUAGAUGCUAAAUUUAGGCUUGUUUACUGUGAUCUUGUUUAGCAUGCUAUGCAAUAGUGACCUGAAUCACUGGAAGACGAGGGGAAGGACAAACUGGAAGUGUUUGGAGGAUUAGGAUGGAAAACCAAAACACAAUGAGGAAGAAGACGAACUCAAACACUGGGAAGGAAAAUCAAUUCAUAAUUUAUCAUAAUAAUUCAAGUGGGACAGUAAUUUAUUUAGCCAUGGACUCAGAAACUGUGCACUUGCUUAAUCCUUAGGAAAACGGCAGCUUUUUCUAAAGGUUACCCGGUAGCAGAUCUGUUGCAAUUAAUUUAUAGUAUCCAGACUCAUAAUGUCUAAGAACAUAAAAAGAAAAUCUGUUAAACACAAAAAAGACCCAAAAAGUGUUUCUAAUCCUAUAUCAAGUUCUGGUCACUAUGUGCAGUAGACGAUGAGGUUGACUACAGAUACCUAGGCUGCCCAAUGCAGAACUCGUUAUGUUCUGCAUCCGAGUCGUUUGUUUUGUACGACAUGUACCUGUCCUACAAAGGUAAUUUUACAUGGCUGAUUUGGAUGUAGGAGAGCUUCUCAGACCCCGAAAAUGAAGACAUAGCCCAGGCAAUUGCGCUGUCCCUCUCAGAGGAACAAAAGAAGGCGAAAGCAAUCGGUAAGUAUCGGCUUUCUAUUAUGAUCUUGUAUGUGGGCUAGCCUGCUGUUUAUAACCUCAUUUAUUUAAGAAUUUUCUCAGAUAAUUUUAUUAUUGAGGUAAUAACGUAGGCAAAGUAUUCUUUUGUUUAGGACUAUAAAUAGAGCUUUUAUGACUGGAACGGAAAUAAUCUAUAAUUUACGAGGUCAGUAAAGUCGGUUUCACAAACCAUUAGUCAAGAAACAGUAGCUUACCUCUUAAGAUUGGAGGAGAAAAGAAAAAUAUCCACCAAUCAUUUUCAAUUGACUCCAGUGUAUAUGAAUACCUGUCCUCACAAUAAGAUGAAUCCAAUUGUAUUAAAGAAGACAUAUUCGGACUACAGUGAUCGACAGAUAAUGUUUUAGCUUCUUUGGAUAAUUCUAUGAUUUUUUUUGUCACUGCAGCAUAUGUUUUGUUUCUAAUUUAAUUGAAAUCUGUUUACCGAGUCACUUUUUCCGGUUUUACUCUCCAACUCCAUGGACUUGCAGAAGAAUAUCAAUCUUUUGUUACUUGCCGAUAGUUGAAAUUCCAUGAUUUUAACUGAAAACUUUAUCCCUCUUCCGUAGAUAAUUCAGCAUCAUCGGAUGAUGACGAACAACUUGCAAUAGCUUUGCAAGAAAGCUUGAAUGUUAAAUCUCCUCCGCAUGAGAGUGAGAAUACCUAUCAACCUUUUUCUUAUCUUUUCCCCUCAGAUUACAGGUAAAAUUAUUCGCAUUCAGCUUUGAAACAUUUUCUCUCUCAGCACGCCCAUUUUUAACAUUUUAGGGGAAAUUAAUUUCAUUACAGGUUUGCUUUUCUCAUGUGCAUGCACUAUUACCGUAAAUUUUCUGGAGCUAGGAUGCAAUCAUGCAACGUGAACAAAGUAAACGUCCCUGAUUGCCAGUGCCUCCAAGAACUUCAAAUAUUAGCUUAUUUUUAUAGAAAAAUCCUGUAAAUCUUCACCUAAUCUUUCACAAGGACAGCCCUUGAUGUACUAAUUAGAUUUAUAUGAGUACCUAUUAUUUUAAGUGAUUUUGGCCUCUUAUCAGUCGCAAUAAGCUGAGUUACCACUGAGAUACCAUGGUCUAAGCUGACGUUCAGCUUUUUUUUGAGCCAUUAUAGCCAUUAUCAAUGGAUGAAACACUUUCAAUUGUCAGAAACAGAAGUUAGGAUACGCACUGAUGUUUAUGGUGAACAAAAAAGAAUUUAUUGACAGUCUGUACUCUAGAAUAUUCCUCAUCUUUUUUCUCUUAUACAAAGUUCCAUGUCCAUGAAAUGUGGAAAUUGAUAGAGAGAUUGUAAAGAUGCUAAGAUUCUUCACAACAGAAGGCGAACAGUUUAACAUUACAUGCAAAAAAUUAUUUGCUUAUGUCGUCAUCGCAGUCAUACAGUUCCAAAGUUGUGCAAUUUUACGGAAAUUAUGCAUUUAAAAGAUGCCUUUGAUGCUUGGCAUCUUAUCAGGUGGUCAUGGGUGUCGAGAGCUUGGAGACCUUGGUUCUAUGAUUCAAGAUUUUUCAAUUUGAGCACACAGAAGAUCAAAAGGAAAAAAAUAAUAAUAUUAACUGGAUUCAGGGUUUCGUUCGGUGGUUCACUGGGAAUGGUUCCCUUUUGUUCUAAAUCUGCUCGUGUACCUUUCAUAUUUUCAGAGGAUAGGAUUCCUGCAUCUUUUACUUGUGAUUCGUACAGUUUUUUUCCUGGUUAUAGUUUACUUGUCCUUGUGAACCUUCCUAUCUAUUCUGCAACCUAAUUUCCAGUAGGAGUCUACUUUUUCCAAAGAAAAGGGACCCCCUAAGUUCAAGUUCUGCGGAAUCCAUUUGUAAUCUUAUUAAGCCGGACUGCUUGUUAAACUUUUUAGGACCAGAGUCUUAAAGGGUGGUUAUCCCUUAAAUAUUCUCAAGUAGAUGGACAGCAAACUUAAAAUCUACUAAUUCCCAAUAGAAAUACCCAUUUAUUGUUUUAUGCACAUACCCUGUCAUUGUAUUCUUCUUACGGAGUGUCUGAUAUAGGCAUUAUAUAAUCUAACAAGUAGCAAAAAUCCUUCUUCACGAACUGCACUAUCAAGACAUUUGAUAUCUGCAUGUUUCACUUACCUUUUUCGAAAUUGUCCUGUGUACUGUGCUUCUUUCCAUAGGGUAUGUGCUGGUUGUAACGCUGAGAUUGGUCGUGGGCGUUUCCUCGGUUGUAUGGGUGCUACCUGGCACCCAGAAUGUUUUUGUUGCCGUGGUUGUAAUCAACCAAUAUCUGAUUAUGAGGUUGGGAAAUUAGUGGCAACUGAUUUUUGCCUUCGAAAUAAAUUUAUUUUAUUAGUCAAGUCGCUGAGUUCCUGACAUCCUGUUGGUUUUAGUUUUCAAUGUUUGGGAAUUAUCCUUAUCACAAGUCAUGCUACAAGGAACAGUACCACCCUAAAUGUGAUGUUUGCAAGCAUUUUGUAAGUAUCACAUUUGACAGACUACUUUACUAUCUGUAUUCGAUUUAUGAUGCAGACUCUUAUUCUCCAAUGUUUUGUAUUGUUGAGCUCCUUGAGCAUAAUCCCCAACUUUGAUCACUUUUCACAGUAGGAAAUUUGUGUGAAUUAUUAAAUGUUUCCUUGCAUCAAAAUAUGGAUGGUAGAAUCACCGAGAUUUCCUCAAAACCUCAUUUUCUGCCUAGGAUGCCACUUGACAAGAUCAUGCGCUAAUUGAGGCCCAAAGCCUAAUAUUGUAUGGUAAAUGGCUGAAAAGUCCUCUGCUUUCUACAUCAUCAUAUGCCAAUCAUACAAGAUUCAUCCAUCACACGCCGAUGAGUAAUUAGAUUAUAGAUGACUGAAAAAAUAUCUAUUUCUGCACCAUGAUUCUGAUAAACAUAUUGGUUGGAAGCAUCAUUCACUUUGGAAAUGUUAUUCAAGGCAUUGUUGAUGGGGAAUGCCGAGCACCACUGCUAGAGGAUCAAGCUCCGGUAGGCAUCAUCACCUGGUCAGUGGGCCUCUCUAUAGUUCCAUGGUAGAAGAUGAAAUCUCACUGAAGGAACCAUGGUUUGACUGUGGUAACAGAGAUGGAUUGUACUCUGUUGGUCAGUAUCCAUGGGGGCAGAAUUGGGAUCAGCUGGUAAUGAUAGCCCUAGGAGCACCUGAGAUGGCCAAAAGGAGGGAGCGAUUCCUUCUGGGGAUCUUAUCAGAGAGAGGUUUCGUAGGAGAUGAGAGAAAUGACCAGAUUCGUCAGUAACAACUGAUCAUGCGACCAGGCGUUUAAUAGGGAGAGAGAGAGAGAGAGGCAGAGUAUUAUUGGUACUAUGGCAGUGUCUUGGAAAGUGGGUCAUGGAAAUAUUUGAAAUAUGUGGUCACUGUUUACAUUGCGCAUUUCAUUUGAGGAUUUCCUUUUUUGGUCACUUUGUUGCAUGUUUUCUUCUUUUGGUGCCUACUUAUAACCGUGGAUUAGGCAAAAAAGGGGGUGAAUGACCAGAAACUAGGAUCAGGACACGCCAUCUUUUGAAAGUCUGCAGUAUAAUGCCAUAUAGAAUCGAAAUUUCUGAGGCAAAAUCAAUGAGGAAUUCACAACGGUAGAUGCCGUCAUUUUGCAAACCCUAGGCUAUAGAGACUUAAAUAAUGGAGAUUAAAGAUAAAGUGGGGAUCAUCGGAAAGAUCUGUGAGUGAAACACCCAGAAAGGAGAAAUUUAAAAAGAUAAUUUCCUAAAUUAUUGAUGCACACGCAAUUCGUAAAGACCGAAAAUUCAUUAGCCUGUAUUCUAGACAGUGUGCUACAACCUUCUGUGAUGAGGAAAUCAUUACUCUUUCGAGGAGGUGUCUGGUGCCUGCUGCGGGUUAAUGGUGCAGAUUACAGAGGUUUUGUAUAAGUUAAAUUUGUAGCACAUUGGUAUAAAAUGAACCUUAAAUGUAUAUUCCCUCUGUUCAGUUCUGCAUGAGUUAUUUUCCAUUUCAUAAUUUCUGGAAGCCAUGCCUAUGGAUUUCCAGAUCUGUCUUUUCUGAUUCUACGAUACAUGCAUCUACAUUUUAUUUAUUUAUUUAUGGAUCCUUUAUAAAUACCUGGUUUUAUGAAUUUUGUUUAUUUAUUAGCCCAUGAUAAAUAUUGCUUCUGAUAUGUUGGAGGGCUUGCCAUAAUUUAGUCUUCCUAAGAACAACUUUUCAGGUUCAUAUUCUUUUGGAUAUUAAAAAUAUUUUGAUGCACAGAAUCAAUGAUAUAGAUAUGAAUAUAAAUUUGAAUGUGUCCGUCACUUUUUUCUUCUUCUUCCUGUCAUUUUCAACAGUCUUUAAUUUUUGUUUUUAUUUUUUCAGAUCCCAACAAAUUAUACAGGCCUCAUUGAGUACAGGGCCCAUCCUUUCUGGCAUCAAAAGUAUUGUCCUUCACAUGAGCUUGAUGGGACUCCUCGGUGUUACAGCUGUGAGAGGAUGGAGGUGGGCUUCUGGACAUUAGUUUAAGCAUUAUUUCUCCAGACCUUGUUUAAUCCUGUUAAUGAUCUCAGCCGAGGGACACAAACUACGUCUCCCUGGACGACGGCAGAAAGCUCUGCCUUGAAUGCCUCAACUCUGCAAUCAUGGACAACAGCGAGUGCCAGCCACUCUUCCUUGACAUACAGGAAUUCUAUGAAGGCCUAAACAUGAAAGUCACUCAGCAGAUUCCAUUGCUCUUGGUAGAGAGGCAAGCCCUCAACGAAGCCAUGGAAGGAGAAAAAACUGUGAGUAAAUCCGAUUGGAAGCCCCCCUUCUCUCUCUCUCUCUCUCUCUCUCUCUGUUUCUCUCUCUCUCUCUGUUUUCUCUCUCUAUCUCUUGCACACGCAUGCUUUGUUGAUUCAUUCCUUGUGAGUGAGCAGGGGCAUCAUCAUCUACCCGAAACCAGAGGAUUAUGCCUCUCGGAAGAGCAGACUGUCAGCACUGUAAGGGUCACUGAAACAGAGAAUCAUUAUGUUUCUUCAGCAAUGCCUGCCAAUCACCUUCUUCUUCCGCAGAUCCUGAGGAGACCCAGAAUUGAUUCCGGGAAUCGUGCCAUGGAUAUGAUCAUCGAGCCGUAUAGACUCACUCGGGUCUGUGAAGUCACAGCCAUUCUCAUCUUAUAUGGACUCCCAAGGUGCCAUCUGAUUUUCUAUAUAUUCUUUGGAUAAAAUGUGGUCAAUAUUUCUAUUUUCCCCCCCUAUUUUAAUCAUCCCACAGGUUCCUGACAGGAUCGAUUCUUGCCCAUGAGAUGAUGCAUGCAUGGCUUCGUCUAAAUGGUGAUUAUUCAUUUUCUUGCAAUAUAUAUAUAUAUAUAUAUAUAUAUUAACUGAUUUUAUUGAUCCCUGAUGUGGGAAAUUACUAUUUUCUGAUAGGAUACCGGAACCUCAGCCAGGAAGUUGAGGAAGGCAUCUGCCAGGUUCUUGCCCACAUGUGGCUGGACUCAGAGGUUGUGGCCGGGUCGGGGAGCAAUGUAGCAUCGAGCUCAUCUUCCUCAGCUUCUGGGUCCAAGAAGGGGCCAAGAUCCGAGUUUGACCGGAAAUUAGGUGAUUUCUUCAGGCACCAGAUCGAAUCUGAUGCAUCAUCGGCAUAUGGAGACGGGUUUCGGGCCGGGAACCAGGCGGUGCAUCAGUAUGGUCUCCGGCGCACUCUUGACCACAUCAAGCUGACUGGGAUGUUUCCCUGA
Spirodela intermedia is the source of this 7862-nucleotide messenger RNA. The record is from the annotation of a GenBank genome assembly. NCBI's taxonomy places the organism in Eukaryota, Viridiplantae, Streptophyta, Magnoliopsida, Alismatales, Araceae.